GGGAGGACGUCGUGUGUUCAAAAUUUACGUUCAGGGAGGAAAAAUUAUACGUGCAGCCGAGGAAAUUCGCCGUUUUGCCGUGUGCGUAUCAAUUGGAAUGUUGGUUGGCGUUUCCCGUGGAAGGUCGGUAGUGUAGUUGGGUGGGUGGUUUUCUAGGAAAAUCGGGAAAAUUUUCUGUAAAGCUAAAUGGUUUGUUUACUUCCGAAGCCAGGUUGCAUUCAGUUUUCAAAUCUGACAGUUCGACAGUGUUCGACAUUUGAAAUUUUUUGCUUCUCGCUCCCUUGCCAGCAGCACCAACAGAGCAGAAGCUUUUUGAGCAGAAUAUCUGCGAACCCGUCUCGAGAGUGAAAAAGUUCUCCAUGUUUGAUUCGAGUUUCAAAAUUUAGGUGUGUUUAAGUGUGAAAAAUCGGAUAUUAAGGGCGUUUUAUGGGUGGAAAAUGCGGUUUGAAAGUGUAGAAGAUAUGCAGUGGUGAUUUGGUGCUAGUUUUGUGGGAGGAUGAAAAGAUUUGAAGCUUGAAUUUGGUGUAUGAAAUUUGCCCAUCAAUUAGGGCUCAGCCCCGUACGGUGACCACCCACUGGAAGAAGAUUAGAAAGGAUAUUAAUUAGUGUUGUGUAUGAAAUUGACAUUGUUGAUCUUUUGUUUUGGAUCAAGACGGAUGAACUAUUGAGGAACAUUUCGAGAUGGAUGUGGAUUCGCCAAAUUCUCUGAAACGAUGUUCCAGCGCUCCGCAGAUCAACAAUCUGCUGCCAUCGUCGGCCGUUGGAGUAAAUCAUCCGAUAGUGCCAAUGGACGAAGGACAAUCACAACAGGACAGUAGUGUUGUGGGAUCGACACAACAGCCGUCCUCGCUGCGUCAGAUCAAUCCCAGCAACGGCAGCAGCAACAACAUCAACAAUAACAAUACUAUGUUCCUACAACACCAGCAUCAAUCUCCCAAUCAUCACCAAUCGAUGUCGUCUUCCAGUGCUUCCAAUCUGCAUACCACCGGUUCAUCCAUUCACAGGGAUCCUCCUCCAACUUCCUUUUCUAACAUAUUUACGCGUACGCGUCGAUUUUCGGCCAGUUUUAGCCCGUUGGCCGUAAUGUCCAAUGGCAGUUCUAGUCCCAGUCGAUCCGGCAGCGGCACUUCGGGACCGCGGUUAACACCUCGAAUAUCGCAACUGCGGCAGGAAGAGUGUGCCGAUCUGAGCAACAGCCGCGAGGUGAACCACGAACGGGAAAUCCACUCGGCCAUGCAAAUGUCCCAGAGCUACGAAGAUCUUACCCUGGUCACCGAGAAUUGGUCCUUCUCGUCGAGUGCCAAGAACAAUGACGAUCUGAUCAAUCCGCUGCAAGUUGCCCUGCCCUCGAUCGGAACCAGUUACUGCUCUAGUCCUUCACCCACCAGCCGUGGUGGCAUUGGUUUACAAUACCCUACCACAUCGCCGUCGCCGACGAGGAAGUUUGUCACCAGGCGGUCGAUGUCCCCGUGUCCAAUCAGACCUAGUCCGCUCAGUUCGUCGGUGAAGAGGAAAUUCGAUCUGGAGGAUAACUACGGAAACUGUUGCUCUCCGCCGCCGUUGAAAAAGGUUUUCACUUCUGAAAGAGGUUCAUCUCCCAAUUGCCAGACACCUUCGCCGUCUCCGAUCUGCGCCAGCCCGGACUCUUCGACGGCAUCAUUCGAGAACGGUAGCAACAAUGCUUCGAGCAGCGGUCGAAUAACGCCCAAAUUUUUCGUCACCAAGCUAGCAUCUGGCCAGUCUAGCUUACCCACCGGUGCUGGAGCCGGUGGUAACGGUGCACAAGGCAGCGUUGCUGGAGUCAGCACUGUCAGUAGCGCUACGCUUCCCCUCCAUACCGAUUCGCCACCAUCUUCGUCGUCUUCGUCGUUGAUGAUGAUGGAUUGCGGAGUUAGUAGCAGUAGCGGUCACAAUCAGCUGGACGGGAAGCGACUACUACCGGCAGUUAGUAGCUCUGCAGCAGGAGGGACGAAAAUCGACUGUGACGAGGAUAUUACCGAUAUGAAUGCCGUUGCCAGUUCCAGCUCCAGUAUGGCAACAACCGAAUCAUCGGAAGCGAUGAUGGAGGAAGUGCUGAAGACUACCCGGGCUCUGGAGGAGCGUAGCGAGUCCGAACUUUUGGAUAGUAGCAGUAGUGCAGUAAGCAAUAGUCACAGACUUAGCACCGGAAGCAUUAGCAGUGCCAGUAAUGACAACAACAGCGAAAGCAGCAGUUCUCUCUGUCCAUUGGCAUUCGGAUCGGGUACUACCAACGGAGGCGGAGCGUUCCUGGUAAACAAUAUCGAAAUCGCCGAAACCUGAAUGGGGCUAACGGAUUCGAUGAAUGGUUUUGAUGGGACAAACGUAGUCGUACAUUGCAACCUCCGCUAACAUACACACACAUACAAAUACACGCUUAGGAAAACGGAAGGAGGUUUUGUUUUCCAACAUAUUUUCUCUUAACUUUUCUUUGUAUAGCUUAGCUCUAAGGGUCUUAGAUUUUUCGUUUUGUUCGAUUCAGAUGAAGGAGGGAGAAAUGUACGUGUCUAAUGUCAUUAUUUCGCAUUGUUAGAUGCUAAUUGUAGAUAGUCGAUAGAUGAAAACAUAGAAUGGAAUGAUAUUCACUUGGUAACACACAUACUAAACAGUAAACCAAAUAGGAUCAUUAACACAAGUUUAGAGCACGUUCGAAUAUGUACUACCGUGAUGCCCAGUGCUUCACGUGGUGUGUGGUGUGAAUUAGUUUCGUGAAUCGUUCCGGGUGAUUUAAUUCAGCACAAAACACUGAAGCACGUGGUCUGUUGCAUAGAAUUUUAGGAAUUCACCCAUAUCACAUAUAAAGUUUGAAGGUUCGCCAGAAUUGCAACCAGACCCCCAAUAACCCAGAACAGUUCGUAAUCUAUUUACCAUUUCACUAAGUAGAGUUUCAAAUACCAAAUAACUGAUAAUAUUGAAUGGGAACGGGCGAAUUAAUUUGUCCCUGCAUUACUGAGAUAGCAGCCGAAAGGGGAAAUUGCUAUUUGCCACUAUAAUAAUACCAUCAUAAGAUGAUUCGACGGAGAAUGCACAACACUUUAGGAAAGCAAUACAUUACGCUAUAUAAAUAUCGUAACAGUGUGAAUGUGGUGGAACAUGUUGCACUAUUAGGUACUUGGUUUGUUUUUCUGUGAUUAUUUGUCCCUUCUGCCAGCAGCAAAAUUGACUUCAGUUUCUUGUGCCCUUGGAUUGUGAAUGGAAACUUUGUCUUCGUUCAUUUGUUUAAUGAUAAUCAAUUUACCGGAUGUCGUUCUUUCUUAUGAAUAAAAAAAAAAAACAAUGUGUAUGAAUUUAAUCCAAUCGAGAAUUAGAAUUAGUUGAAUUAAACAAGUGAUAAUAAA
Messenger RNA from Ochlerotatus camptorhynchus, 3356 nucleotides. RefSeq lists its product as uncharacterized. NCBI's taxonomy places the organism in Eukaryota, Metazoa, Arthropoda, Insecta, Diptera, Culicidae. The transcript is spliced from 4 exons. Gene Ontology annotation, molecular function: protein serine/threonine phosphatase inhibitor activity. Bases 682 to 2301 code for a protein of 539 amino acids. The record is from RefSeq and is a predicted model, not a curated record.